This is a messenger RNA of Ipomoea nil (Japanese morning glory), 2548 nucleotides long. Its product is annotated as protein SIEVE ELEMENT OCCLUSION B-like. The record is from RefSeq and is a predicted model, not a curated record. The coding region runs from base 208 to 2358 and encodes 716 amino acids. NCBI's taxonomy places the organism in Eukaryota, Viridiplantae, Streptophyta, Magnoliopsida, Solanales, Convolvulaceae. Gene Ontology annotation, biological process: phloem development. The transcript is spliced from 7 exons.
UCCCUCCGAUCCAAAGUCUUCAUCAAGUCUGUUCUUUAAUUUAGAAUUUUACAUUGAAGUAUAGAUGAAGUCUAGAAUUUGGUUCCAUUGCCUUUAUUCAACAAACUUUGGGCUUAAAAGAAACCAUGACAAACUGGGAACUAUAGUCUAGCUAGCUUCAAUUCACAUUAUAUUUUUCAUACAACAAUUCAAAAAACUCCCACCCCCAUGUCGAAUGCAGGCGACCAAAAAGAUGGCUGCCAGCGCGGAGUCGUCUUACCCCUUCUAGACAAUGCGGUGCUCGACAGAAUUCUGGACAUUCACGGCCCAGAAAACAUUGAAUUCAAUAUGUCGCCUAUGAUCAAAGUCAUUCAGGAUAUCGUGUACAAAUCCAAUCACUUCCCAGAUACUAUUUCUGAGAAACCAACGUUCAGAUAUGAAGACGUUAUGAAGACGAUGCACGAAAGUCUUGCAUUUAAAAUAAGUGUCAUUUCAUGCGAGAUAUUGGGAAGCUGUUACAGGACAGAAGACAUACUGGAAACAACGUUGUCCAUGUUUACUGCACUGUCUAGCUAUUCAUGGAUGGCGAAAGGAGUGGUCGCCUUGGCAGCUUUUGCCGUAAACUAUGGACAAUUCCGGCUGGUUGUCGAGCCGCGUUCCACCGGCGGCGAUGAUACAGCUACGGUGGUGGCGUUUCUGGAGCAAGUGCCUGUGGAAAUGUGUGAAACGGAUUUGUAUAAAGAUAUUACGGACUUAGCCGACGCCUUGCUGCUUCUGAUUAGGACCACUUGGAAGCUGCUCUGUUUUUACACCAAAUUCAUCAAGCCUGGUGCAGAGGCAAUAAAAAGGCUUAAUCAUCAACUCCCCACCAUUAUCAGUUGGAUAAUUCAGAGUAUCGUCGUCUGCCAAUCGCUAAUCACAAACCUCGCCCACACCGGAUACGAGUACAUGUCAUCAAGUGCAGAGGAGUGGGAGCUAUCAUGUCUAAAGCAGAAAGUGACCUCUUAUUUCAAUGAAUUUGAAAUUAGUGCGGCUGAGGAGCUAGCCAACCUUUUUCCUAAGGAUAACAUCACCGUUCUAAAACAAGUGAUUUGCUCGGAGGAAAUCAUGAAUAUGGCACUGUCUGUUGGUGCCAGGACAAAACAUCCCGGAUUAGCCAAAGUUGAUACUCUGGAGAAGAAGCGAGUGCUGCUAUACCUCUCAACCCUUGAUCUAGAUGAUGCUGAGAUCAAAGCCGUGGAAAGGAUACACGAAAUCAUCAAGAAAUCCAACAUGGUGUUGGUGUGGUUGCCUGUUCUGGAUAAGCCUGAGGACUGGAAGGAAUUUGAAGACAACAUAGGAUUAUUCGAACAGAAACGAGGUUUAAUGCCAUGGCAUGUGGUACGGAAGCCUCAAUUUCUUGAUCCCACCAUUAUUGCAUUCAUCAAGAAUAGCUGGGAGCUGGAGAAGAAGUCCAAGAUCAUGGUAUUUGACUCAGAAGGCAGACUGGAGAAGGAAAACGCCUUGCCCAUGAUUCUGGUUUGGGGAAGCUUGGCUUCUCCUUUCACUACAUCCAAGGAAGAUGAGCUCUGGAGAUCUGAGAAACAAUGGAACUUAGAGUUACUCCUCACGGUUCCUAUGCGAGCCGAUCUCAAGCUAAAUAUUGAAGAAGACAAAUAUAUCUGCCUGUUUGGAGGAGAAGAAGUGAACUGGAUCGAGCAAUUCACGGAGCUAACAGAGCACGCCGUGAAAGAUUCAGGAGUUUCCAUGGAGAUGCGUUACAUAGGCGGAAGCAUCCCGAGGAACACGGAGGAAAUCCACAAAGCUAAAGUUGCGGAGAGUUGGAAUAACAUAUUCAUAGACAGGAGUUUGAGUUGGCUAUUCUGGGCGAGGAUCGAGGUUAUGUUCGACUACUGUCUGAAACGAGGAAUCAAUUGGGACAAAGAUUCCGGCAAUCCAAUCCUGGAGGGACUGGUGACAAUGCGCAGCUUCGACAAAAGCCGGCGAGGAUGGGCGAUGAUAUGCAAAGGGGCAGACAAAAUUACUAGGGCUUUUUCCGAUGUUAUGCUCAAGUGCUUCGAGGAGUACGAUGAGAAAUGGAAGAGAGAGGUGAAGGGAGGGGAAUAUUUUCUUGAAGCACUCAAGUCACGUAUUGAACAGAACUGUGAGACGCUGUACUUUCCCCAGUCGUCUGAAGGAAUACCGGAGAAGAAGAUCUGCGUUGUGUGUAGGCGCGUGAUGAGGAAAUCAUUCACGUUUAGUUGCUGGGGCGAGGAUGAUGCCGGCGACGGAAAACAAGAGACUCCGGCCAAGACAAAGGAUGCAGGCCCUGCAAUGGCGGACAGUGCUGAAUCGUCCCAUUCAAAUCAAAGUUCAGAUACUUCAACAACACAGAAAUAGUGUAAAACGUACUUAUUGCCUUAUAUUCAUCAUAUAAUAACUGUUUUUUCUAUGAACUCUGUUUCUCCACAUUACUGUAUUUUAAUUUGUUUCUUCUUUCUCCGGAUUGUGUUGAAUUGGUCCAUUCCCUCCAAUGUAAAAAUGUGUGUAUUUUUUUUUUUUUUUUAAGAAUUACCCCAUAAAUGACAUA